GAACAUUGAGAAUGUAGCAUUUUUUAAAUAAGAUAUUCACACAUCAGAUGUUUUAAUAAGGAUACGAGGUCAGCCGAAGAAUGCCGAUCUUUUCACCUGAAACAACAUGUCUGCCCCCAUGGCUUCAAGGAUUGGGAAGUACCUCAUCUUGUCCAGGCAAUUUAUAAACAGAGGGCAUGUUCUCAGCAGCAAUGCUCAAAUAAUCCCAGUGCGGUUUAAGACUAAACAAGACAAAGGGAAAGACAAAGGCGGGGAGAAAAGUAGAUGGAUGAUACGGCAAGAGGAAAAGAGGAAAAAACUGAAGGCAGAAAAGAAAAAAGAGAAGUCAGAAUCUACCUUAAAAUUUGGUGCUUUGGAAUGCCCUUACCCUAAUGAAAUGUAUAAGAAAAGAAUACCUGUCGAUCCUGUCUGGUCGCCACGUCACUAUCCAGUGCAGUUCAGCACACAUAGUGUAGAAAAAAGCUUAGAAAUGCACAGGGAACUGGCAGAUCCUUCCAUGAUGGAUGACAUGAAUAAAUAUGUUCACCUGGAGUUGAGAUUUGAUACGGAAAUUACAAAAGAAGUCAUGGUAAAAGGUGGAAAAAAAGAAACUAAGGUAUCCUAUCUUGAAAGCAUAAGUGAUUACUUGAAAUUCCCUCACAUGUUUGAAACAAAAGAGAAGCGGCGAGUAAUGGUUUUUUGCAAGCCUGAAGAAGUAGAGCUGGCCCUGAGCAAUGGAGCAGAGAUUGCUGGUGGAAAAGAAUUAGCAGAUCAGACAGUGGUCUUGCCAUUUGCAACGGUAUUUGGCGCAAUUUCAGUCAGGUUUCGUCGUCUGCUUCUGAACACGUGGUGUCAUGGCGGACGAAACUACAUGUAG
Lingula anatina is the source of this 856-nucleotide messenger RNA. Its product is annotated as large ribosomal subunit protein uL1m-like. NCBI's taxonomy places the organism in Eukaryota, Metazoa, Brachiopoda, Lingulata, Lingulida, Lingulidae. The record is from RefSeq and is a predicted model, not a curated record.